AUGAGAUUUAAAAAGUUGAAAAAUCGCCAAAUAUUUAUUUUUUUCAAAAAAUAUUUUAUGACACCAGAAAAGUCUUUCGAAACAGAAAAACAUUUUCAGAACACAAACCAAGUACCAACUGAAGCCCCACCAUCAUUCGAUCCAUCACCACAUGCGCUUCUCGUCUCUGCUUCAUACGAUUUAACGAUUCGUUUGUGGCAAUUGUCGACUGGAAAAUGUAUUGGUACGAUUCCUCACAAUGAAGGACAGGUAAAUGCAUUGAGUCUCACAUCAACUGGACGUGAUUUAGCUGUUGGUGCAUGGCAGAAAGUUCGAAUUUAUGAUGUUUCAUCGGGAAAAGAUCCGAAAGCGACAAUUGAACUACCGAAAAAUGUGACAGUUGUUGGAUUUGAGGCUGCCGGUCGUUGGAUGUACACAGGAGGUGAUGACGGAGUAUGUCGUAUUUGGGAAAUGAGAAAUAAUCAAUUAGUUGCGAAUCGACUUCUCUCGUUUCCCGGAUCUACAGUAACCAGCAUCGUUCCGAACACACAUCAAACACAUUUGUUCGUUUCAACCAAUUCUGCUCAUGUCUGGGUUUGGGAUGUAGUCAAUCAUAUUUUCAUGAGACUUCCGAUGCCAGAUGAUCUGAAAAUGCAGGAAUUCGUACAAAAGCUGGCAGUUCAUCCAUCAGGAAAGAAACUAACAGGAAUUACGAAUAAAGGACGUCUUCUGUGUUGGGAUUUGAUGACGAGAGAAGUCGUCGAAUCGAGUGCAUUUGAUAUGUUUAAAUCUCCAAUUGUUCCAAUUGAACAAGACACUGGAACCUAUGGAUGUCUUCGUGAUGAGGAUAAACAUUAUAAAAUGAGAGAAGGCCAUGGUCUAUCGUGUCGUUAUAGUCCCGAUGGAAAAUAUAUUGUUGCAUCUGGAUCUGAAAAAGAAGUUUAUGUUUUUAAUUCGGAAACUAUGGAAAUCAAAGGUUCCCUGCAGACAGAGUGUGGAUGGAAUUGGGAUGCUAUUUUCUCUUCUGAAGGAAGAUACAUCUUCACUGGCGGAAACGACAAUCAGGUCAAAAUCUGGGAUGUGGAGAACAAUAAAAAGGUCGCACAAUGGGAUGGUCACAUAAAACCGCUCACCGCAAUGUGCAUGAACGGACCAACACCUCCGCCUUAGAAUAUGAAAUUUAACUUCUCACUUAUCAUCCAUCUCUACCUGUUUCAACUGCCAUGUAUCUUGCAACUUUCAUGACACAUUUUUAAAAUUAACUUUCUCAUCUAGUUCCCGAUUUCCAUAGCGUUGUAAUCAAGAAUGGACAUUUUUGUUUCAAGAAAUUUCUACUUUUGAGUAUGGGGGAACAAUUGAAUUUGACUGAUUCUACACAUAUUGUGGGCCAAUUUUCAAAAAUUUCUUACUUUUAAAUUCAAUAUUUUUGUAUUGAGAUUUUUUUGACAUUUUGAAAUUUUGAAAUUUUGAAAUGAAGUGAAUUUGAAAUAUCUUGGAAUAAAAAUGCCCACGACUGAUUCUAAUCCCCACAUUCCUGGUUGAAAAAAUCUAGUUUAGACUGAAAUUUUUUUUUCCUUAUACUUAUUCCCAAUGUUGUUGUUUAUAUUUCAAAUUUCAAAAUUUUCCUGUUAAAUACUUAGUUUCCUGUUGGAAUAUGAAAUCUUUAUUAUACCCG
Molecule: messenger RNA, 1654 nt
Organism: Caenorhabditis elegans
Lineage: Eukaryota; Metazoa; Nematoda; Chromadorea; Rhabditida; Rhabditidae
Gene: mlst-8
Product: Target of rapamycin complex subunit lst8
Exons: 4
Coding region: 1-1149 (382 amino acids)
Biological process (GO): TOR signaling
Cellular component (GO): TORC2 complex; TORC1 complex; cytoplasm
Source: RefSeq, marked reviewed